AUGAUGUCGCAAUUCGUUGAGCUCGUCUACCACUUCUGCGAGCUGUUGAAAAAGUUGAGCCGCGACGAUAUGCACAUUUCUGUCGUUGAUCUCCAUAUCCAACCCAACAUCCAACUCAUCGACUUCCUCUGGCACGUCGUUACGACCGUCGUCAGCCUCCAUAUCCAACCCAACAUCCAACUCAUCGACUUCCUCUGGCACUUCGUUAUGACCGUCGUCAGCCUCCAUAUCCAACCCAACAUCCAACUCAUCGACUUCCUCUGGCACGUCGUUACGACCGUCGUCUCCAGCACCGUCUCCAGCAACUUGUUGCUGUAA
Messenger RNA from Caenorhabditis remanei, 318 nucleotides. RefSeq lists its product as uncharacterized. Lineage: Eukaryota; Metazoa; Nematoda; Chromadorea; Rhabditida; Rhabditidae. The record is from RefSeq and is a predicted model, not a curated record. The transcript has a single exon. The coding region runs from base 1 to 318 and encodes 105 amino acids.